AUGUUUGGUAACAAAAAGCCAGACCGAGGCCCUAGUGGCUAAGAUGGUAAACGAGAUGGAAAUAGAUGCCGUUUACUGGAGCGGUACUCCCUGGAAGAAAUCCUGGUGUCUUUGGCAGGGUUGAUCUUCAUUGCUGCCACAGCAGGUUUUCUGGCGUUCCAGUUCAUCGUAAAUGCCAUUUAUGAGGAGGAGUAUGAGAGAGAUGUGGCCUGGAUAGCCAAGCAAAGCAGGCUUUUGUCCCCUACCUAUGAGGAGGAUGAGGACACUGAGGAUGAAGACAUGGAUGAUGACAUGGAGGAUGAGGACCAGGAAGAAUUGGAGAACCAGAUGGAGGAGGCAGAGGAAUACAGGGCAGAAGAUGAGGUGCGCAUGGAAGAGGGUGCCAGAGCUACCUUCCUCAUUGACUUAGCAACCUUUACCUGUGUUCUUGACUGUAAACUAAGGAAGAAUAUAAUCAGGUUUAAUGUGUUUAAUUUCUUCCGUGAGCGUAAUUUCCUGGUGUCUAUACCAGUAGAAUCGGAAGAGCCAAUUGAAUGUGAGUGUGAAGAUGCUGACGAAGAAGCUGCUGAAGCUGCCCAGGAGAAGGAAGAGGAAGGAGAUGAAACUGCAAAACUGGAAGGGGAGUUGAAAGAGGACCUGGACUCCACAGAGGACUCCCUGCCUUAG
This is a messenger RNA of Arvicola amphibius (Eurasian water vole), 666 nucleotides long. Its product is annotated as tumor rejection antigen P815A-like. NCBI's taxonomy places the organism in Eukaryota, Metazoa, Chordata, Mammalia, Rodentia, Cricetidae. The record is from RefSeq and is a predicted model, not a curated record. The transcript has 2 exons.